AUGCCUUUUCAAGACAAUCAAGAGAAUCUCUUGAGAUUCAUGGCCGAGCAGCAGUCUGUCCAGGUGAUCGAUACGUCGGAACGAUUGGUACCCAUACGAUGGUCGGAAGUCUAUCGGGAGGACAGGACGUUCCCAUACGAGCUGCAGGUCUAUGUCGACCAAGAAUGGCAGCUUCGGUCAAAUCUGUUUGGGUUGUUGGCUGACGGCAAGGAUCCUACAACGAGGGAACUCGCUCAGCUCUACGAGGGAGUGCUGCCAAAAUGGUGGCCUGUCAAACUCAGGCAGAGCGUAUCUAGUGCCAGAACUCGUAUGAGAAAGGAACGAGAACGAAUAGCUGCUACAGCAAGCAUCAGUCAACAUUCCGGAUCGCAGCAAUCGGCCACGACCGGUACAAGUAGACAGACCUCGAUGCACAAGCAGAAUCUCUCGCAUCUUUUGCUGCCGGGGUCCAUAUUCGUAGACGGCGAGAGGCUACCCAUACACACUCUGUGUAACGAACCAACGGAAGAACAGAUACAGCAGUUGAGACCACUUCUAGUCUCGGAAACUUUUGAAUGGUGUGAUGCAUCAGGUCAGCGUGUCGCAGGGCAAUGGAAGAUCCGGCCACCUUUGACAAUAUCGGAAAAUACCAAACUUUUCGGAGGAAACGGAAACGGAACUCUCUUCGUUCCCGUGUAUGAUAAUCCGGACAUCAUAGGAUACUUCGGUAUAACUCUUAAAGCUAUGUGCAAAAUCUUUCCGCCGACCGGAUACGUGGUUCGCACGCGCCGAGAGAACCAGUGGCCAGAAUGGAUCCAACACCUCAUCGACAAUGCCAUAAGGCCACUGACUGAUGAACAGGGGUCCAACGAGUGGCGUCUCAGGGAGAACUUGAGGAAAACCUCAGGGAAAAUCGCGUCGGAACCGACCUCCGCUAGUGCGCCCAGUACUGACUUCUCAUUUGAACAAGGGACCUUCAACUCUCUGGAAGCUCCACUGAACACUGGCAGCGUAUUUGAUCAAUCGGCUCAAGUCGGCAGCUUCUGGACAUUUGCACCUCGGAACCUUUAUGAAGCCCCUCACGAAACUACACAGGCGACCGGUCCUAGUAUCUCAACCGCCGUCAAUUCUGGAGGCUCGAGUACAAACCCUCGCACUCUGUCCGACACGAUGUCGCUACAGCACGUUCUCCAAUAG
This is a messenger RNA of Filobasidium floriforme, 1176 nucleotides long. RefSeq lists its product as uncharacterized. The transcript has 3 exons. The record is from RefSeq and is a predicted model, not a curated record. Bases 1 to 1176 code for a protein of 391 amino acids. NCBI's taxonomy places the organism in Eukaryota, Fungi, Basidiomycota, Tremellomycetes, Filobasidiales, Filobasidiaceae.